CUAAAUUCUCCAAAAUCACACACACUCACAGGACCCAUCUUUACUUCGGAGGAGAAAGUGAGAAAACGGUAAGAUUGGCCAGAGAUGUCUUCCGUUGCAGCUAGGGUUCUCAGGGGAUGCAGAUCGCUUCUGGCUCCUGCAUCUCGAGCCACCUCUUAUGUGGUCUCUUCUUCGAGAAGUGUAAGCACGGCCACAGCUGGAGCCACCAAGAAGUCGGCGGCGAAAUCGAAGUCUAAACCUAAGCCAAAGACGAAAUCAGACUCUCCGGCGAAGAAGACGCCAAGGUCCACCGGAAUCUUCAAGGCGACUCCUGUGUCUCCAGCUCUCGCUCAGUUCCUUGGUACCGGUGAAACUACACGUACCGACGCGGUCAAGGAGAUUUGGUCCUAUGUCAAGUCUCAUGAUCUUCAGAAUCCUGCUGACAAGAGGGAGAUUAUCUGCGAUGAGAAACUGAAGCAAAUCUUUGAAGGGAAAGACAAAGUCGGGUUUCUGGAGAUUACAAAGCUCUUGUCGCCGCAUUUUGUGAAGACUGCUUGACAAUUGAGCUCAACAUGGAAGCUGCUGAUAAACGUUUGUCAAUAUCUUUCAACUCUUUGCGUAUCUGUUAAAAAAGAUCUUUGACUAAUGUUGUUAGCUUGUGAAGAAAUGUUAAGCCAUAAGUUUGCAAACCCUUAAUGUUAAUCAAAAGUAAUCUAGACGCAUGGGCUUGGUCGAGCCAUGUUUUUAGUGUUAGUGUGCGUAUAUUGAUUGGAUUUUGGGAUUCUAAGUUAGCUAUGUAAAGGAUUCGUGUCUUUAUUGAUUGUGUUUGAGAAUCAUCCUUUGGUAAUUCGAUCGAAGUGAAUUGUAGUUGCAUUUGUAUGAACAUGAUAUACACAUAUAAUAAUGUCAACACUUAGAAAGCAUGG
Thlaspi arvense is the source of this 905-nucleotide messenger RNA. NCBI's taxonomy places the organism in Eukaryota, Viridiplantae, Streptophyta, Magnoliopsida, Brassicales, Brassicaceae. The record is from the annotation of a GenBank genome assembly.